AUGGCGCUCAACGAGGAGGCCGGCCACAAACCGGGGUCCAUCGACCACACUGAAUAUGAAGUACACAACUCCCAAGUCGACCUCAUUGAGUCUGCCGUCGCUGCCAGUGACGAAGAAGCCAAGAUUCCCCGCAAGGAGCUUUUUUCGCGGUACUGGCCCGCCGUAAUCUAUAGUGGCCUUCUCAGUAUGGCCUUGAUUAUGGAGGGUAUGGAUGUUGGCCUGAUCAACAAUUUCUUCGCGCAAGAUGCCUACCUGGCCCACUUUGGCUGGCCAGAUACCAACGGCAAACAGCAUGUGCCUGCAUCGUGGCAGUCAGCUAUCAGCAACGGCAACAAUAUUGGCAGUAUCAUCGGUCUCUUAUUGAACGGCUACUUGCAAUCCCGAUUUGGGUCUCGCAGGGUAUACUUGGCCACUAUGGUGCUGAUGGGUGGCACUAUUUUCGCCCUCUUUUUCGCCGUCAAUGUGCAAAUGUUGUUUGCAGCCAAUAUUCUAUGUGGCAUCCCGUGGGGCGUCUUCCAGACUCUGACGACUGCUUAUGCCGCUGAAAUCUGCCCUGCAGCCAUGCGCGGUUAUCUUACGGCAUGGGUGUCCAUGUGCUGGGGCGCCGGCUCGUUCUUGGCUGCCGGUGUUCUCCGAGGCUCUUUGAACAUUCCGGGAGACCUUGGAUGGAAGAUUCCCUACGCCCUACAAUGGGUCUGGAUCGUUCCUCUGUUUAUUGUGGGAUUCCUAGCCCCUGAGAGUCCUUGGUACCUAGUCCGCCGAGGACGUAUCGACGAAGCCGAGAAGGCUCUGCGUCGUCUCGCCCGCAAGGACUUCUAUACCGAGCAUACUAUGGCCCAGUCGCUUGCAUUGAUGAAGCACACCAAUGAGAUGGAAAAGAUCGAGGCAGCGAACUCAAGCUACCGGGACUGUUUCCGCGGCACUAACUUACGCCGUACUGGAAUCGUCUGCAUGGCUUGGGUCAUUCAGAUCCUCAACGGCCAGUCGGUGACCGCAUACGCUGCUGUCUUUUUGAAGUCGGCCGGUAUGCCUACAGUCCAGUCCUUCAAUUACAACAUGGGAAUUCAGUCCGUUAAUAUCUUUGCCACGGCUAUCGCUAUCACCCUGAUGGGUAAGAUUGGCCGACGCUUUUUCUUCUUCUGGGGAUCUACAAGUAUCGGGCUUGCCAUGCUUAUUAUCGGCAUUUUGGGUUUCGUUCCUGGAGCGUCGAACGUAGCUCUUGCAGUUGCCAUCGUCAUGAUCGUUGUCCAGAUCAUUUUCAAAGUAUCGCUCGGCCCUACCACUUACGUUAUUGUUGCUGAAACAUCAUCUAACCGAGUCCGCGCUCAAACAAUCGUCCUGGGUCGCGCUGUCUAUGUCACGGGCCAGAUUAUCAUAGGGCAACUGAACCCGCGCAUGUUGAACUCGACCAGUGACGCCUGGGGCUGGGGCGCCAAAAGUGGUUUAUUCUACUUUGGGCUUUGCUCCAUUUGGGCAGUGUGGAUUUUCUUCUGUCUCCCCGAGACGAAGAACCGUAGCUUUGCAGAGCUGGACAUACUCUUCCAGAAGAAGACCUCGGCGCGCAAGUUUGCCACAGCUCAGGUCGAUUUAUUCGAAAUCACGCCCCCCAAAGACGAGCACCAUAAAGCUCAACUAUGA
This is a messenger RNA of Neoarthrinium moseri, 1638 nucleotides long. RefSeq lists its product as uncharacterized. Gene Ontology annotation, molecular function: carbohydrate:proton symporter activity. Gene Ontology annotation, biological process: transmembrane transport; carbohydrate transport. The transcript is spliced from 2 exons. Lineage: Eukaryota; Fungi; Ascomycota; Sordariomycetes; Amphisphaeriales; Apiosporaceae. Gene Ontology annotation, cellular component: membrane. The record is from RefSeq and is a predicted model, not a curated record. The coding region runs from base 1 to 1638 and encodes 545 amino acids.